This is a messenger RNA of Oldenlandia corymbosa var. corymbosa, 1893 nucleotides long. NCBI's taxonomy places the organism in Eukaryota, Viridiplantae, Streptophyta, Magnoliopsida, Gentianales, Rubiaceae. The record is from the annotation of a GenBank genome assembly.
AUGGAGUUAAAAAUUGAACCAGAUGAACAAGCAAAGCACACAAUCAAGAUUCUAACAGAUGCAAUGGUGUCGAUGAGUAGAAAGCUGCCUCCACUUCUAGGGACAACGAAACACCAACAAGAGCAGCAGCAAGACCCACAACAUCCAGAGGACCAACAUCAUCAACAGGAGCAAGAGCAAUGCCGAGAAAUAGACUUGCAGGAUGCACAGAUUUGUGAAUUGUGCGAGAUAGCAUGGAAGGCCGCUGAAAGCAGGAAGAGAAACCAAGAAAAGCAAAAAGCUUCAAAAGCUUGCGAAAGAAGAAGAGGAGAAUUGGCAGACAACAGAUCCCAUCAAGAUUCCACCGGCCAGGACAGAGACACACAAGUAGAAGACAAGGCAAAAUCCAAUCAAGAAUCAACCAAACUGGAUUCAGGUGUGACACCCACAACAAACCAAACUGGUGCAACAUCCACCUAUACCAGAAGGACGAGAAGCACUGGUACCAGGAAAAGGAAAGUAGUCAAAGACCCAACUAUCCCACAUUUUGGCCUGGGUAUCUUCUCUAGUCAGGAAGACAGUUACGAGACAACCCAGGAGAAGAACACUGAGGAAGACGAUUCAGAAAAACAAUUCAAUGAGCAUACCAAAGAUGGUGAUGUUCUAGUACCAGCUCCAGUUGAAGAAAUGAACAAUCCCAUACCAUCUGCACUUAACGAAACAAAGAAUCCCACUCCUUCCAUCGAUGAAAUCAUAAGAAGGGCCAGUGCACCAGCUUCAAAAUCAUUAAGUGAUACCAGAAAACUAGAGAUGAUUGCCGCUUCUGCAAAACAAGUUGAGAAGAACUCAAAGGUGGUUGAAGCAGUCCCUAUAAGCAUAAUUCCACCCGAUUGGAAUAUUGCUUCUACCACGGGUGGUCUACUGAUGCUGGGGAAAAAUAAGUGUACCACGCCACCACCUGCAAUCUCAAAGGAAGCUGAUGAGCUUGAUGAAGAGUUAACAAAGACAGUGGAAAAGAUCCUCAAUGAAAAACCUAAGAGGAGAAAUCCAGCAAGAGUCCGCCGGUGGCUUGAACGGUUCAGGAAACUCUUGUUUGAAUUUGGAAAAAUAGUUUGGGCAGACAGGACAACAGUCUAUUCCAUGAGGGAAGGGACAUGGAUAGAAAAUAGCAUCACAGAUGCUUGGGCUGUCAUCCUAAACAAAGAAGAAGCUAAGAGUGAUUCCCCAACACGGAUAUUCUUUGGUGUUUUGUCAUUUGGCAGUAACAUAGACGAAAUGGAGUUCACAUUUUAUGAGAGGUUGGCUCUUGAACUGGAAGAACAAGGCCUUACUGUAGCAUCCAUGUUAGCAGCAAAAGCUAUCUACUUCCCAGUAUACUACCGAGACCAUUACUUUUUCUAUGUGUUGCUGGUUGAAGAAAUGAAAGUGCUUGUAUUCAACAAUCUUCAUGCAAAAGAUCCGGACUACUACAACCCAACAAAAGAUCUACUUGUGAGUGAAAAAAAGUUUCGGUUCUUCAAAAGCUACAUCGCAUGUGUCUUUCCAGGCAUGGAACUGAUCGGUACUCAAUACACCUUCACAGAGGUUAAGCUACCAUCGCAUAAUGACAAAACGCCAAAUGGGGAAGAUUGUGGAAUAUACACAAUGUAUCACAUGGAGCGGUAUGAUGGUGGUGAGUACGAGGAUAGUACUACUUUGGAUUUCAACACAGGAAACAUCAAAGACUAUUGGUGGAAAUACAUUAUAAGAAUCCUAAUGCACCCAGUCAACAAAAAUAAGAACAAAAUCCUCAAAGCAAUGCACCAGUUCUAUACAAAUACUACCGAAGAAAAACAAAAAGAAAUUUCAGAUCAUGUUGAUUUGAGCAGCGAAUCUUACUACAAUGAUAGAAAAACUGAGGGAUGGGUUAAAUGA